UUUUUAGGGUGCGGUGGACAACGGAGCAACAUCACCAACAACAAAAUUAGAUUUUGGAAACAAAGAAAACUAAAUGAUAACAGGAUCAGUUCAAAUAUAGGUCAUAGAUACAAUCUAUUCCAGCACAAUCCUUCAAAAAAUCCCUGUCCAUCAGCCUACAGCUCUCUUUCUUUUUCCCAGCUUUUUUUUAUGCCUCAAAUGUGUAAGCAUCAUCUUAUAUUAUUUCCUUUCUUUCAGGAUUUCAUUCUACAAUGUCAUUGGAAUGGCAAGAAAAGGUGAUUAUUUUCUUUGCUUCUUAAACAUUCUAACCCUCUUGAUUUCAAUGACUAUCGUGGUUCAAAUUUCUAAAACAUGGGAAAUCAUCACUUUCUAUGGCAAUGCGAAUUGUGCAAGCUUCUUACAAGUACCAGUCUUCAUCUUAGGAGUGGCUCUUUUGGUUAUCUCGGUCCUCGGAUUGAUGGCUUUGUUUUGUCGAGCAUCGCCCCUUCACCGAGUGUAUCUGUGGGCAAUGUUUUUGCUUGUAGUUGUUCUCUUAGGUUUUACAAUAUUCUCCUCACUCGUAACAGAUAAGGGUCCCAAGGAGACAGAUUCAUGUGCAGAUCAGAGUAGGCUUCAGGAUUUUUCAGGAUGGUUGCAAGGUCAUCUGGUAAAUGAAAAAAAAUGGGUCAGAAUCAAGAAGUGUUUAAUCAAGGCCAGAGUUUGUCAGGAGUAUGCCAAGAAAUUGUCUGCCUUACCUCCCGAUGUCUUGUUGGAGAUGUUGCUUCCUGUUGAGUCAGGCUGCUGCAUGCCACCAAGUAAUUGUGGGUACAAGUUCAAGAAUGCGACGUUCUGGGAUGCUCCGAAAUCAGGCUUGGCUUCUAAAGGUGAUGAAUGCCUUUCAUGGAAGAACGGCCAUGGCACUCUAUGUUACGAUUGUGGAACUUGCAAGGCUGGAUAUCUUCAUCAAGUGAGGAAUGAUUGGAAAGCUUUGAACAUUUUCAACACAUGCUUCGUCACCUACCUCAUCCUCAUCCUUGCCUUUGGAUUUCUUUGCUGGCCAAGCGAUCAGAGCAGACGAUUAUGACCCUUUUCCCAACUCUGCUAAAUUUAGGUAACUUCUACUAGAAAUAGGAUACAGCUGGCACAAAACUUGUAUAGUUUUCAUUUCAAUCUGCCUAAGGCUUCCAAGAAAAGAAAGAGGAACUCGUAUCUGCAAAUAUGUGAUUUCCUUCGCCAA
Populus trichocarpa (black cottonwood) is the source of this 1216-nucleotide messenger RNA. RefSeq names its product tetraspanin-8. The transcript is spliced from 2 exons. Gene Ontology annotation, cellular component: plasma membrane; plasmodesma. NCBI's taxonomy places the organism in Eukaryota, Viridiplantae, Streptophyta, Magnoliopsida, Malpighiales, Salicaceae. Gene Ontology annotation, biological process: auxin-activated signaling pathway. The record is from RefSeq and is a predicted model, not a curated record. The coding region runs from base 263 to 1063 and encodes 266 amino acids.